Plasmodium yoelii is the source of this 2961-nucleotide messenger RNA. RefSeq names its product conserved Plasmodium protein, unknown function. The coding region runs from base 1 to 2961 and encodes 986 amino acids. NCBI's taxonomy places the organism in Eukaryota, Apicomplexa, Aconoidasida, Haemosporida, Plasmodiidae. The record is from RefSeq and is a predicted model, not a curated record. The transcript has a single exon.
AUGUGUGACAUAGAAAAUAUUGAUAACAAUAAAAAUGAUGAUUUUAAUUUAAGGGAUAUACAAAAUGAUAAUUGUAGUGAAGAACAUAUUUAUAAUUAUAAUGGAAGUAUCAAAGAUGAGAUAAUAAAUAUACAUGAAAAUUGCCAUUCUUAUGUAAAUGUGUUAUAUUUUAAAAAAUUAAAAUUAAAUAAAAGAAUAUUUGGAAAAUUAAAAGAUAAAAAUAUAGUUAUAUACUUAAAAUAUAAAGAUAGCAAAUGUACAAGUAAAAAUAUACAAGUAACAGACCCUGAAAUAACCAACUUAUAUUUAUGUUUUUUAAUUACUGAACCGUUUAUAAAAGAUGAAAAAAAUAUAAUAAAAAUAUAUAUAAAAUAUCUUAAAGAUGAUAAAUAUAAAAUAUUAUCAUUCGGAUUUUUGGAGUUAAAUUUAAUAGAUUUUAGUGAAAAAUUUUAUAAAAAAAAAAGUUAUAUGUUAUGUUAUGAUAAAAAUAAUAAUAAAUAUAUUUUUGGAUAUUUUAUAUUAAUUUUGGCAAAUCAAAUUAAAUGGACUGUAUAUAAUAAUAAUGUCUCAUAUCAAAUUACGAAAAAUUCAUAUUUUAUAAAUAACCAAAUAAAUUAUGAUGAACAACUUCUUUAUAUAUGUAAAAAAAUUGAACAAAUUUUAUUAAAAUCUGUUUUCACAAAUAAAUCGAAUAGUAUACAAAAUACCCAAAAUAAAGAUUUGUUAAAACAUUUUACUGUAACACACAGUUGUCCAGCAACCUUUAGGAUAACACCAAAAGAGAAGACGACCUUAAAUGGUAAUGCACCACCAAAAGAGAAGGCGACCACCUUAAAUGAUAAUGCACCACCAAAAGAGAAGACAACCACCUUAAAUUGUCAUAGUAUACCCACACAGAUUGUAGAUAAAAAAGAUGUAGAUCAAAAGGAUGUUAAACAAAUAAGUUAUCAAAGUGCUGGCAUAGAUAAUGCUGAUGAAAAAUGUGAAAGCACCAAUAUCAAAACGAAUGAUAGUAAUUUUGGUAAUCAUAUAAAACAAAUUGGCCAAGACGAAAACGUAGACGAAAAUGUAGAAGGAAGUAUAGACGAAAAUUUAGACGAAAAUGUAGAAGGAAGUAUAGACGAAAAUUUAGACGAAAAUGUAGAAGGAAGUAUAGACGAAAAUUUAGACGAAAAUGUAGAAGGAAGUAUAGACGAAAAUUUAGACAAAAAUGUAGAAAGAAGGAUGGACGAAAAUGUAGAAGGAAGGAUGGACGAAAAUGUAGAAGGAAGGAUGGACGAGCAUGUGGACGAAAAUUCCUCUUUAAAUGAGGCAACAUAUUCUAAAAAAUUUAUUUUAAAUAAAAAUAUUAAAAAACAUAAGUCGCUCCAAAACUUGAAUAAUCAUAAUCCUCGCCUAAAAAUACCAUCAAAUUAUUUAAAUUCAAAAAAAACAAAUCUGGAUGACAACUCAAUUUGUAAUUAUCAUAGUGAUGGCGCAAUUAAAAAAGCAUUUUCAGAAAACUUCUUAAGUAGAAUAAUUUUAGAUGAAGAUCAAAAUAUAGAAAAGUUAAAUUUGUUAAAAAAAAAUACAACAAUAAAACCGAAACCCAAAUUGAAUUUAAAACCUUUGGAUAAUAAAAUAAAUAAUUUUAUAAUUAAAAGUAAAAAUAAUAUAUCAACAAAUAAAACCAAAUUUUUUUUGGAAAAACAUCAUAAAAUGUAUUGUGCUCAAAAUAAUAAAAUACCUAUAAAACAAAAUAAUUCCCCUAUAAACAUCACACAAAAAGAAGAAACAAAAGAGGAUUAUCAUAUUUCUUGUAUACACAAUAUAUUUGAUGGGGAUGGAGAUGGAGAUAAAGAUGGGGAUGGAAAUGGAGAUGGAGAUAAAGAUGGGGAUGGAAAUGGAGAUGGAGAUAAAGAUGGGGAUGGAAAUGGAGAUGGAGAUAAAGAUGGGGAUGGAAAUGGAGAUGGAAAUGGAGAUGGGGAUGAAGAUUUAAGCAAUAAUAUUAACAAUGUAUCUACUUGUUUAGAAAACAAAAUAACUGAUUCUAUCACACAAUCAUUAAAUGGAUCAAAAAAUACUACUGAUGUGUUGACAGAGGUUCAGAAAGAAAUAGAUGAAUCACAUAUGUUACAUGAUAAGAAUGAAUCUAAUGAUAUUUGUAAUUAUAACGAUCCAGAUGUUAAUAAUGAUAAAAGGGACGAAAUAGACUCAAUUUAUGAGGAUGAAAAUUUAUUUGACAUAUUUAUAUUAAAAAAACUAGAAAAUAUAUUAAAUAAUAAUUUAGACAAUUUUAUAGAACAAGCUGAAUUUAUUUUACAUCAUAUGAAAAAAAAAAUUCUAAAAAAAAAUGAAUUUUUUGCAGAACAAAUAAAAAAUCAAUAUAGCACAAAUACGGUUCUAAUAAAAAAAGAUAUUUUCGAUAAAAAAAAUGAAAACAGUGAAUGUUGUAUAUUAUCCAAACAAGAUGAUCAUACAGAAAAAAAUAAUAUAAAUUAUAAUGUAAAAAAUGAUAUCCUUAAAAUUUUAGAGAAUUGUAUUCAUACUACAUUAUUAUAUAUACAAUUUGUGUUAAGUGACAAAAAUGUUGAUACAACUCAAAAAGAUGUAUUUAUAACAUAUAAAGAAAUAAUAAAUAAUAUAAAAAAUGCAAUAGAUGAUUGUAAAAAACAAAAAGAAACUAUUUCAUUAAAUUAUACAAAUAAUAUCAACUUUGAUAGUUUAUCUAAAGAUCGAAAAAAUAUAUUAUUAACCACUACCAAAUCAGAAAACGAAAAUGUUAUCGAAAAAAUAAAUCCCUAUUCAUAUGUUAAUGAUGAUUCAUGUUUAACCAUGAGUAGCUGUUCCGAUUCCUCACAAACUGAAGAAAUAAUGAUAUUUAAACCAGUUAAUUAUAUUAAUAAAAAUAUAUCUACUUCUAUUCAAUAUUAUCAAAAAAAAUGGAAACAUAAAUUAUCUAAGGUGGGAAUGUAUGUAUAA